CAGCUCCAUUUGCCAAUAUAUUAAACAAACAAAUGCAACUUUUACUUGAUCUUCUUCUUCACCAAUAUUUCUUCUCCUUCAAUUAAUUCUUCACCAUGGAUCGUGUCAGCCAUAGGGGUUCACGCUUUCUUCUCCGUGAGUCUCCGCUAUUAGAGUUCGAGUUUCAAUCCAUCAUGGAUCCUGUCAUCAAUUGGUUUGUGUCCCUGAUAAGUUGCUUAGGGACAAAGAUUAAUCCAAUACUUGAAAAAAUCACAGGGCAUCAAUUUAACGUUAAGACUGAAUCAUGUGAUGAAAUUUCAAUGGGUGGAGGAUGGUUGUUGUAUGUUGCUAUUGCUGUUGGUGUGGCACUAGCAGCUAUUGCUGUUGUUUGGUUGCUUUGGAAGCUAAUUUCUGGAGUUGUUUGGUUGCUUUGGAAGCUGAUUUCUGGUGUUGUUUUGUGGCUUGGGAAAGUGAUUAGGAAGAUUUUCUGCUGUUGUUGUAAAAGAGGGAGGACAAUGAAGGCUCCAGGGAGGAACAUUCGCAUUUACAGAAAUGUCUUUGAACGUAGCCCUAGAAACUACUUUCGUAUUUUGCGCAGUGAUCAGCGUAUGCUAUUGGUUUGAAAUCUCAAACGUGUUAAUCCACGUCAAAUUAGAAACAACUCAUAGCUUCUGCAUCCACAUUGUCAUGAAAAAAUGAAUGGCCGGGUACAAAUUAAAGCUUUCUUAUGUUUGUGUAUAUGGUGAUGUUUCACGUGAUGUGGUUUGAAGACGUGGUUUCAAAUAUCAAGGAGGUCUAGAGCUGUUUUCUUUUCAAUUAUUAUAAACUGUUUGGUAUUUCGAUCAAUAAUGAAAAAAAAAAAAAGACGUGGUUUUAAUAUCCAAAUAUGUUGUUGUUUGUGUUGCACUAUGUCUAUGGAUGAGAUUGAAGUGUAGUUUGAUUAAGAAUAUAACAGUCUAUUUUGUAUUUGAUGAGAUUGAAGUGUAUGCAGCUCGGUUAUGAAUUUAAUUUA
Messenger RNA from Glycine soja, 991 nucleotides. RefSeq lists its product as uncharacterized. Bases 96 to 602 code for a protein of 168 amino acids. The transcript is spliced from 3 exons. The record is from RefSeq and is a predicted model, not a curated record. NCBI's taxonomy places the organism in Eukaryota, Viridiplantae, Streptophyta, Magnoliopsida, Fabales, Fabaceae.